UGAAGGCUUAUGGGAUAGAACGUUUUUUCGAAGGCCCAUGUGUCGUACACUAUUAUAAGUCUAGUGGUCGCUUUGCUAUUACCAACAAAAACAACUUUGAAAGUACUAUUUGCACGUGAUAUAAGAAGCAAGGUAGAUGCGAUGAAAUUAAUCAUGUAGCCCGAUUACUAGUGUUCUAACUUCGAGAAAGAUCUGAACACAUCUUUGUAUCUCCCACAUACAGACAGCAAAGAUGGCGGACAUGGACCUUGUUCGUUUUUUCAACAGCGAGUUGUCAGCGCUUUAUGAAACAAAGCCACCCAUAUCAAAAGCAAAGAUGACAUCUAUUACAAAAUAUGCUGUCAAGGCUGUUAAGUUUUACAAGCACAUUGUUCAUGGUGUGGAAAAGUUUGUUCAGAAGUGUCGACCAGAAUACAAGGUUCCUGGACUUUAUAUAAUUGACUCCAUUGUCAGACAAUCUAAACAUCAGUUUGGAAGAGAGAAAGAUCUUUAUGGUCCACGAUUUGCAAAAAACAUCAAGAGCACUUUUUCCCAUUUGUACAAAUGCCCAGAGGAUGAUAAGUCAAAAAUUGUGCGUGUCUUAAAUUUAUGGCAGAAGAAUGGAGUUUACACCCCAGAGAUUGUUCAGCCACUUCUUGAUAUGGCAGCUGGACAGAAUCAUCAUCACCACCAUCACCACACAAGUGAAUUAGCAGACUCCCCAACAGACGAUAGUGAUUUGUCCAGCGCAAAGCCUGCUUCUGGCUCAAAUUACCUGACCAUUUUGGAACAACAACGACAGCAGCAAGAUGUGCAGAUUCAACAGCUGAAAAAAGCGCUUGAGCAGCAGCAACAGCAACAACAAAUUCUACAACAACAGCUGCAAUUGCAAAUGCUUCAGCAGCAAAAACAACAACAUUUGCAGAGUAACACUCUGGAGCAGCAGCAGCAAGAGCAGCGUGGUGGCCAAACGUUACCGCAAGGCUUAGGGGUACCACCAGGCCAGGCUGUAGCACCAAUGAACAUGGCAGCGGCUUCGUCACAUGUCACUAGUCAGAGAGUACAACCGGAAACGAGAAUGCCCGUUAACCAGGAGGCACAGAUGACAGCUGCUGCUCCAUCAGGAAACCAAAUGGCAAUGCCACAAGGUAAAGAUUUAUCAAGCAAACCAAUGCAAGGUGCAGCGUUGAUUAUGGAGAAGUUCAAGCGAAUGAUGCAAAAUAGCAGCGGUGCGCAGUCAGGUAGCGAAAACCAAGCUGGUAUACCUGGUAUUGGAGGUAACACUCCCGUCAAGAGCGACAAAGGGAAAAGUCCUGGAUUCAAUCAGGCUCUGUUGGAUGCGUUUGAUUAUGGUGACGACGAAGAUGAUGAGCAGCGGUUGGCCGAACAAAGACGUCAUCUCAUGGAGGAGGAGUCACGUUUGAUGAGGAGUGGCAAAGAAUCUCCCGAAUAUAAGUCGGCAAUCUCAAAUUUGCUACAAAGAGCGCAGGAGAAUGUUAAAGUACCGAGAGAUGACGAGGCAUUGCCGCAUGAUCAGUACCAGCAACGAAACGCUGAGCCGCAGCAACAACACCCAACCGGAGGUCAUCACCCUGGUCAGCAAACAGCAACGUCAGCUGGAUUCUCCGGCUCUUCACGUGACAACAGGGGUGAUGGACCAUUCAAUCUACCAUUUUUGGAAGAACAACCAAAGGCUUUCGAUAAAGAGAGAACUGAUCCAGGUUUUCGACCAGCUUUCAAUCAAGACCAGAUCCGUCACUCUGACCAAGCCAGAGGAACGGAACAGAGGCACGUUACUCACGAAUAUCGACAUGAAGCUCCGUCGAGACCGUUUAGAGAAAGCCGGUUUGAUAAAGAUUUUGAACCCAGUAGAAGGAACGAAAGGGAUAUGCGAUUUGCGGAGCGAGGCUUUAAUGAGAGAGACAGGGAUACAAGAGAAAGAGAUGAAUUUGAUCAUCGUGCACGUGAGGAAACACGUGUUGAUUACAGGGAACGCGGUCACCGGGAACGUGGUGACCAGAGGGACCAGAGAGACCAGAGAGACCAGAGGGACCAGAGGGACCGAGAUAACAGAGAUCGGGGAGAUCAAAGGAGAAGGCCGGAGCGUGCCAGGGAUGAGGAACGGGAACGGCACCGACCAAGGGAGGGAAACCGUGAAAGAGAUACACCACGAAAAGAGGAGGAAAAGGUUGUUAAGCCAGAAGAAAAAGAAGAGAAGCAAGGAUUGAGUCUGGAGGAGCGGCAACAACUUGGCUUUCCGGAUGUCAAAAAAGGAAGAGUCAGUCUUUGUAGCUUAACAAUCUGGGUUGGACAUCUUCCUACGAAAACAACACCUGAUCAACUGAAAGAAGCUUUUGCAGAAUUUGGAGAAGUUGAAUCGAUUGAUCUUGUCCAAGCUCGUGGCUGUGCAUUCGUUGUUAUGAAGCAGAGAAGAGAGGCUGAUGCAGCCCUGAAGAAUCUGAAAAAUCAAAGGUUUUAUGGACAUACCAUUAGGGUGGCCUGGGCACCAGGAAAAGCCAUCAAGAAUUCGGAACUUAAGCAGUUCUGGGAUGACGACAAAGGAGUGACGUAUGUUCCUUGGGAUCGCAUUAAAGGCAAGAAUGUAAGGGAAUUCGCUGCUGGCAGUGUUAUCGACCCCGACAGUCUUCCACCGGGCAUGGUUCUUGAAGAUGAGCCACCAAAAAGUGAAGCUGGAGCGCCGCAGAAUCAGUUACCACCACAAGCAAUGUUAGCACCCCCUCCUGUUCCUGGUAUGCCCUUGCCCCCAGGUUUGUUACCCUUCCCCCAUGGAUUUCCGCCUAUGCCUGGCCUUCCACCACCUGGCAUGAUGCCCCCUUUUGGUAUGGGUAUGCCACCUCCGGGGGUCCCCCCUGGAUUUACCCCAAGGUUACCAGAAAACGUCAAUCGUCCACCUAAUUUCGACCAAGGUUUACGUCCUGAUGGCUCUUUGGCAAAAGAUAUACCUUCAGAUGGCUUAAAGGAAGGACCUAGGUCAGUUGUAGGAGAGCCUACCAACCAUUUUACAAGACCAAGAGGACCCCAUCCAGAUUUAGAUGGUCCUAAACCAGGCUUUGAUGGCCCAGGACGUGAUUUUGAUGGGCCAAGACCAGGCUUUAGGGGACCUCCGCCAGGUUUUGAUGGGCCACGACCCGAAUUUGAUGGCCCACAUCUUGGAUUUGAUGGACCACGCCCUGGGUUUGAUGGACCACACCCUGUAUUUGACGGAGCUCGUCCAGGAUUUGAUGUCCUUAGACCGGGAUUUGAAGGUCCCCGUCAUAGAUUUGAUGGGCCUCGCCCGCGCUUUGAAGGACAUAGGCCUGGUUUUGAAGGACCACCGCCUUGGGUGCAGCAAAGACCCAGAUUCGCAGCAGAACAGCAUGCUUUAAAACUGGACUCACGUCCAGAUGACAGAAGAGAGGAAGGCUCAUCUGACCAGGAGAAAGACCCGAAGUCACUUUCUUGGCGUAAUAACCAGGGUAACACUGAAAAAGAUGAAGGUGCUGUUAAACAAAUAGGGGCAAGAGAGGGAGGAGAAAGAGAGAGGGGAGAGCCCAACGAAAGAAGAGGAGCCAGUAUAUCUGAAGAUAGGGUCGAAGACAAAGAAGACAGAGAUCAUGAAAGGGACCGAGGAAGAAAUUGGGACAGAGACAGAGCAAGGGGUCGCUUUGAUCGCGGAGGAAGAGGUGACAGAGGACCUGAACGUGAUAGAGACCGAGAUAGGGACAGGGAUCGUGGUCGAUUUGGUGGUCGAGACAGAGAUCGGGAUUUUGGCAGAAAUAAAGACAGGGAUAGCCGCGAUCGGUGGCGAGGCCGUGAUGGUGACAGAGAGGCGAGGUCAUCUGAUCGAGGCCGUGAUCGGUAUAGGGGACGGAGAGAUAGAAGUCGAGAACGAAAUCAAAGCAGAGACAGAGACCACAGCCGCGAACGGGGCCGUAGUCGUGACAGAAGUCGAGAUCGAGACCACAGCCGCGACCGAAGCCGAGAUAGAGGCCGGAGCCAAGACCGCAGUCGUGAUCGAGACCGUAGUCGAGGUCAAAGUCGGGAUCGUGAUCGUAGUCGAGAUGGUGGGCGUGAUCGUAGUAGGGAGCGAGCUGAAAGUCGUGACAAAAAUCGUGAAGGCAAAGAUCAAGAGUCGAACAGAGAUCGUGAUUUAGAGCGGCAAAAAAGAUCGCGUGAUUCCGAGAAAGAAAAUGAUAAAGAGUUAGAAGAGCGAGACACGGAUCUGAGCUCAAAAGAUAAAGGCGACGCGAGUCAGCAGGCAAAAGUAAAAAGCAAGGAGAAUGAAGGCGAGGCAAAUGUAGUGUUGAAGGACGAAGGGGAACCAGAAAUUAAACGGAAAAGAACAGAACAAGGCAGUAAUGACUCAAAAAAUGUUGAACAAACUAUAAAUUCCGAAGAAAAACCUUCUGAGAAAGACCAGGUUGAUGAGGAUUCGGAAAGCGAGCAAAAGGGAGGGUGGAAAACGUUAGGCACGUCAAAGGCCGAGGACAGUGUGCCAGAUACUGAAAACAACACAAAGCCACUGUUAGGGCAAGGCUUUGGGCUGGCAGGCACGUCAGCAAAGUUGGUUUCUUUAAAAACUGGGACAAAUUUGGCCGCAAAACCUUCGCUGUUUAAAGAAGAGAACAAACCAGAGAAAAAACUCGAUAUGUUUUCUGCCGAUGAGGAUCUGGAAGAAAGAAAAGUUGAAGAAAAGAAAGAAGAUUUCAGCAAAAAUGACGCUAUCGAAAAGAUCCAUGUAGAUGAAAAGAAAAUCAUCGAAUCGGAAACACGAAAGGAAAAAGUUGAUGGUCUCUCUGAAGAAAUAACAGCAGAAACUAGUAUUCCAAAUAAAGAGGAAAGACCUGAGAACCCUGAUGUUGAAAAUGACUUGAAAAAUGGGACAGUUGACAAUGAGAGCGACAAUGCUCAAGACAAUGGUAUUAAGCGAACUGAGACGAUGCUUGAUGAAAGUGCAAAUAUGCAAUCUAAUUCAGCAGAAAGCUCGUAGGGUAGUGUGUAUUAGUUAAUCUCAUAAAGGCCUCUCGGUUCACGGCCAGUUGAAUCUUCACUGGCCUUUAAAAGGAUGCAAGCCCUAUUUGCUUCGUCGAUACACACAUUUGGCAGUUCAAAUAUUGGGUUAACUUUCAAACCCAUUUUUACACAAUUCUGCUUUAGUAGAUGUCUUGAAUAAAGGUUGUAUAGAAGUUCGUAUACGACUGGGUGUUGUUUAAUCAGUUAGUGAUUAUAAGAACAACCUUGCAUUUUCGAAUGUGGUCUAAAAGGAGCCGAAAAUUGUAUUUUUUAACGCCAGCAAUAAUGUUAUUUGUGCAUGGAGACAAACGAAGCAUAAAUUGUCUGCUGAGUGCUCCUUAUAGUGACCCCAAACUGUCCUACUACAGUGUCCACGACCCCAUCCUGUAGUCUUUAGAGUAUUACAGUCGGCUCUGUCUAAUUCGAACGUUUACUAAUUCGAACAAAUUUUUCAGAUCAGAUCCUUUGAAAAUCUCCCAAUAAACCUUUGCAAAACCUGUGUAAUUGGAACUUUUCGUAAUUGGAUCAAUUUUGUUGGUCCCCUCAGGAAAACAAACCAUUCUAGUUAGAACUUUAUGCCAAUUGUACAGCAAUAAUAAAGAAACUGGUGAUAUAUGUACAGCAAUUCAUUAAAUUCCCUUAGAAUGGACAUUUUCUAAUUACUGGCGGUUUUUUAAGUCAUUUCUUUCAAUAUUGGGAAGACGAAACGAUUAAAUUUUUGCCUGGCCGGCCGAGCUCAGGAAAACUAACGACAUUGCCUAUUUUUAUGCUUCGUUUUUAUUACAAGACGAGAUGAGUUUACAAAACGUUGUUUCUAUUUAUAACUGCUCUGUAAGUUUCGAUUAAAUAUUGAAAGGAUAACUGAGGUUAAAUCCAGGAUUUUGAGAAACUCGUAUAAAUCGAACCUUUUGUAAUUUGAACAUUUGACGACCCCCUUGACUGUUCGAAUUACACAGAGUUGACUGUAUACAACUCUAGAACAAACAUAUAAAUCAGAGUUACAUGAAGUAUUACAACCUUCUUAUCAUCUUAUCAAUACGAUAUUAUCAUCAUACUACGAAUGAUGGUAUCACUUUGAACGAUAAUAUUUGUUGUCAAUAUUGCACAUCUUCUUUACGUAUCUGAGGAACACGAAACAUUUUCUAGAUCGAGAAUGGAGCCAAGACUUUGUUGCCAAUGCUUAUGAAUUGGUAAACAGAGGGUGUCAUAUUUUGAUUAUAAUUUCACUACGAAGAUUUUGGCAAGAAGUGUUGCAAUGAUGACGAAAGACAAACAUUUCACUCGCUGUAUUAAUCCUGUUGUUUUUGGUGAAUGGGGUAGAUUGUAAGCAUUUUUCUCAUUUUUGAUAGGCUUUCAUCAUCUUAAACGAUAAUUUGAAUUUAAUGGAGAUGUACUUGACACUUCAAAUAAUAGAUAUUGAUAAAAUAUUGCUUUGCAGUGUCUUUGCA
Rhopilema esculentum is the source of this 6440-nucleotide messenger RNA. RefSeq lists its product as uncharacterized. Lineage: Eukaryota; Metazoa; Cnidaria; Scyphozoa; Rhizostomeae; Rhizostomatidae. Gene Ontology annotation, molecular function: RNA binding. Gene Ontology annotation, cellular component: nucleus. The record is from RefSeq and is a predicted model, not a curated record.